ACAAGUACAGUACGGACAAAACCCAGUUUGGGGUCAAAGUCCAUGGAUCGUGUUGCCUUGCACUUGCACUGUCGCAGUUGCUGUUUUUAGCUGGAGCUGGAGCUGAGACUGUGACUCGAGUGUGAGAGCCCGAGGGUCAGGGAAACUGAGUAGUUCCCUGCUAGCCUCGGUAGCUAGCUGGUCACAAUCAAUCCUGACCGAGUCGUUUUGUAUUGCAUUUGCAUUUGGAAAUCAGUCUUCUAAGUUCUGGACCGAAUGUGUUGGUAACCUGUUAUCAUAAGUGGCCGACUGAAACCCCCUCACAACGUUACCCGGGUGUUCGCUGGAAUACGGGAGAGGUUGAUAUAUCGGUGUAUUCCAUUGGAUUUUGCCUAAAACGAACACGCAGAAUGUAUGUAAAAGAUAUGGCCAAUUUCAAGUAGAAUCUUGAUUACGAUGACCUAGAGCUAAGCCGUUUCACCAACACUGAUCUACAUCCGAGCACAGCUGGUGGCCUCGUGUGCCGCGGCCUCGCCAUACUCACCCGGGAUGGACAGCGACCUGACAUGCAAUCUGAAGAAAUGCCGAAAGCCGCUCACAUCCUUUGCUUGGGUAACAUCUUGCUCUCACAUAUUCUGUGACGAAGACGGCACGAAGGAAUUCAACAAGUCCUACGCGUGUCCUGCUUGUGAACAAAACUUGUCGGGAAAGUUUGACAUCAUUCGGACUGAUCUCUCACCCACAGAUCAAUACAAGUCUAUGGUUCUAGCUGGCCAAAAGCCCGAAGUCAUUAUGGAGAUCUGCACAAGAGCGCUUUCAUUUUGGACGUACCAGGCGCAUCAGGAGCGCACCUACCACGAGUACCUUUCCAACAAAUCGAAAGAAAGGUGCCUCAAACUGGAACAGUACUACGAGCAAGUGCUAGCUCGGCUGCAAAACGAAAUCUCCUCGCUGAAGAGUCAAGUGUCAACUGCUAAACAUGAAUUAGAAGCACUCAAAGCCAGGUAUAAUGAAUGCUCCAGCAAGCUCGUGGAGCGCAACCGCCACUACCAAAAGCUUCAGUCCAUGUACGAUGUAAUGCGCAGGAGAACCGUGACGACAUCAACAUUUGGCAGUUCAGAUGAUUUGGGAACACGGUUGAAGCCUUCCUUGGCUCCUCACUUCUCGCUGUUGCCAAGUCGUAACAAAGGUUUUUCCAGCGCUGGCCACACUCAGCAGGCAGGGGUGCACGCUGUCGCGGUGGCACAUAGCAACAGUGGUGCAGCAACAACAUCUCUUGUGGAGUCCACCGAUGGCAGCAGCAGCCACAGAGCUGGACAGGAAGGAGAGUUUGAAUUUCGACCUCAAGUUGACGUCCAACAGAGUAAUCAGUUCAGCACAUUUCGCUUACCAACACCUCCAGCCGGUAGGCUAGGAACUCCUCAAGUCAUGGGCACUGCAGGCACCGCCGUCGACACCGAGGCAUCGGCAUCCACAAGUGCCGACAUGCAGGCAAAGUUCACACUGAACCUAUCAAUGCCGGGGCCACAGAUAGGCGACGUGAUCGAACCAAAGCGCUUUCAGUAGUCGUCUUUCCAUUGUCACAGAUAGAGUCGCACCACUGUUACCAGUCCAAUCCCCUUCAUACCGUAGUGCACAUAGUUUUAGUUGCAUAGUGGAAUUAUCAUUACUUUAGAGGCUUCAAUAUGCCAGAUUAGGUGGAUUUGCCUAAAACCAGUUUAGUGGGCUUUUCUUGAAAGGUAGCCGGAAGGUUGUCAGUAACACACAAUUCUUGUGACUCCGCUGGUGAUAUUUUAAAACGUUCAUUGUUUGUUCCCAUCAUCUGGUCAGCCUCUGGAAUAUUCACACAUGAUUCCUUCCAUUCAGCGCUACUCAAUCUUCAUGCAGGCAAGCCGACAGAGUGAGAUGGCUUAGGACCAUCACUGAGAAUGCUAUGUUCAAUGAUGUUAUCUUUAAAUUGCUUCACCAUAGGUACAAACAUAGGUACAAACAUAGGUACAAACA
Molecule: messenger RNA, 1983 nt
Organism: Sycon ciliatum
Lineage: Eukaryota; Metazoa; Porifera; Calcarea; Leucosolenida; Sycettidae
Product: E3 ubiquitin-protein ligase CCNB1IP1-like
Exons: 12
Coding region: 529-1545 (338 amino acids)
Biological process (GO): reciprocal meiotic recombination
Cellular component (GO): synaptonemal complex
Molecular function (GO): ubiquitin protein ligase activity
Source: RefSeq, a predicted model, not a curated record